Molecule: messenger RNA, 1457 nt
Organism: Antrostomus carolinensis (chuck-will's-widow)
Lineage: Eukaryota; Metazoa; Chordata; Aves; Caprimulgiformes; Caprimulgidae
Gene: ITIH5
Product: inter-alpha-trypsin inhibitor heavy chain 5
Exons: 9
Source: RefSeq, a predicted model, not a curated record
AUGAUCCUUUGGCUGUGGCUCUGCUGGGGCUUCUCCACCUCGGUGGGGCAACCCGACUCGGAGCUGAUGGCGAGGUACCUGGAAGAGACGCUGAUGGCAGACUACAGCAUCAUGGAGCAAGUUGCACGCCGUGUUCCAAGACAGGCCAAAUUUUUGCAGAGGCUGGAAACCAGGCCUCGGAUGUCUGAAUUCACUGUGAAAUCCACAAUCAUUUCUCGGUAUGCUUUCACCACAGUGUCAUGCACAAUGGUGAACAGCGGAUCCGAGGCACGUGAAGCUGUGUUUGAGAUGCAGAUCCCAGCUGCAGCCUUCAUCUCCAACUUUACCAUGAGCAUUGGCAACAAGACUUAUUAUGGAGAAGUCACAGGGAAAGAAAAGAAACAUAGCAGUGAUGACAAAGCAAGGCACAAGAAACCUCCGAGCCCUACAGAUGGAAGGGAGAAUGGCUAUGAGACAUUCAAAGCUUCUGUAUUCAUUCCUCGCAAGAUGCAGGCCAGGUUCCUACUGCAUUAUGAAGAGCUUUUGCAAAGGCGACUGGGAAAAUACGAGUAUACAGUCAGCAUCCGGCCCCAGCAGCUGGUGGGCAGGUUACGAGUGGAGGUCAACAUCCUGGAGAACUCAGGAAUAGUUUCACUGGAAGUGCUCCCACUUCGAAACAGCAAGCAUAAAGGCAAUGGUAAAGUUGAAGGUGAUGUUUCUCCUCCUCCUUCUACUGUAGUUGGACAUACCAAAACCUUAGCUAAAGUUACAUUCAAUCCCAGUGUGGUUGAGCAAACCAGGAUUGCCCGAAAUGGCAUUUUGGGAGACUUCAUAAUUAGAUAUGAUGUCAACAGGGAGCUGAGUAUUGGGGAUGUUCAGAUUCUUAAUGGGUAUUUCGUGCACUACUUCGCCCCCACAGAUCUUCCUCCAUUGCCAAAGAAUGUUGUAUUUGUGCUUGACAGCAGUGCUUCCAUGGUGGGAACGAAACUGAAACAGACCAAAGAAGCUCUCUUCACAAUUCUCCAGGACCUAAGGCCUGAAGACCACUUCAAUAUCAUUGGCUUUUCUAACCGAAUAAAGGUCUGGCAGCAGGACCGGCUGGUGCAAGUCACUCCAAAUAAUAUAAGAGAUGCCAAAAAGUACAUUCAUAACAUGUCACCUACUGGAGGGACUAAUAUUAAUGGUGCUCUCCAGACUGGUGCAAAGCUGCUAAAUGAUUACAUUGCUCAGAACGACAUUGAUGCCAGGAGCGUCUCUCUGAUCAUCUUCCUCACGGAUGGGAGGCCCACUGUUGGGGAAACACAGUCGUCCAAAAUCCUCAGCAACACCAAGGAUGCCAUCCGUGAUAAAUUCUGCCUCUUCACCAUUGGCAUUGGCAAUGACGUAGACCACAAGCUGCUGGAGAGGAUGGCACUGGAGAACUGUGGCAUGACAAGGCAUUUCCAGGAGGAUGAGGAUGCAGCCAGCCAUCUCAAAGG